AUGCCAUGGCCACGGCAACGGCAGCUGUGUCUGCGGUGGUGGCCGUCACACCCGGCGCUCUCCUAAUACCCCUACCGCCAGCCUCCUCGAGCUUCACCACGCUGGACGGUGUGCCACGUGGCAAGUGUGCCUACUUUAUACGCCGCAGCAGUACGGGUGCACCGCUAACAGCGGCUAAUUUCCCAUCCAGCGUGCUCUACGGGGACUUUCCGGUGCACAGCAAAAUCGAGACAAUGUCGCUGCUGUUCGAUGAGGUGGUGCAGCCGCUUCUUGAGAGGGCCCAGACCGAGUGGCCGCUGAUUGUGUGGAAGGAUCUGCAGGCGCGCAUAAAGGAAGUCCGGAACACACUCACAGAGAUUAAGGGGAAAACCAACAAUCGCACAAUUUUAUCGUUAUUAGUUUCGCCAACAAUCGUCGAGGAAGUGUUUGCCCACGUGAACCAAGGGGACUUGCUACCCGCCCUGGAGCCAAAGUUUCGGAAUCUGCUGGAGGAGAUGUUCAUCAAUUGGACCACCCAAAUGCAUGACAUUGUCAUUGAGCGUUCCGAGUGCCAGGCCAUCGGCAUGGCCGCCCAGUCGCAGGCCAAGCACAUCACGGUGGUGUCGAUGCCUGCCCAGGAGAUUGGCUUCUGGACGAACCGCAAACUCAAUUUGCAGAACAUCUACGAGCAGCUACGCGAGGCCACACACAAGACUCUCGGCCAGAUCCUGGAGCGCAUCGAGUCCGUCUACCAUCAGCCGUAUGCCAAGGCAUUUCGGCAGCUGGUCGCCGCCUGGGUGGAGGCCCAGGAUGUCUCGCUGUGGCUGCAGCCCCUUCUCCGGCAGACAGCCGCCUUCAACUCGGUGCAGUUCAGCAAUGGCCACGAGCUGAUUGCCCCGCUCGUUCAUGUGGUGCACCUGGUGUGGAGCAAUGCACGCUACUAUCGGAGCACCCAAAGGAUGAGUGUGCUGCUGCGAUGCAUAUGCAACAUGCUGGUGCAUCGGGCCGCCGAGGACCUGGAGUUCCCACUGCUCUUCCAGGGCGAUGCCGACGAGGGCCUGUUGCGUAUCAAUCGCACCAGCAAUGUUUUGGAGUUUUUCAAGCAACGCAUGCUGCAGUACAAGGAGAGGUAUGCCAGCAGCCAGGUUCUGUUGCCAGCCCUCCCUGGAGCCGGUGCCACCACCCACUCGCCACCGCCCGACGAUUUGCAGCAGUUGUGGCGCUUCUGCAACGAGGAUGUGUUUGGCCAAACACUCGAUGGCUUCUUGGCCCAGUUGUCGGAGUUGCGGCAGGUGUUCGAGGCAGCGGUUCAGUUUCAGCAACUGGAGAAACUCGAAAUUGGCGGAUUGCGUGGCAAAAUGCUCACCGAGCGCAUCCGAGAGAUAUUCAACGAGUUCAAAGUGCUCUUCGAGCAAUGGAGCAACGUGGACAUCGAUCUGACGGCCCCGGCAGCCAGCAAAUGGAAGUGCUUCAAGCGCGAACAGGCGCUCUUCUUUGAACGCAUGCAACUGCUGGAGCAGAAGUUGGCCACCGUCCUGCUGCAGGCCUUCGAGCAGUGCCACAGUUGGAUGCACCUGCUAAAGCUGUCGCUGAUGUUCGGCUGCCUGCUGCAGCGCAGUGCCGUGCAGCCGGAACUGGUGCGGAUUCUGCCCCACAUUCUGGCCAUCUACGACUCGGAGCUGCAGCAGCUGGAGGGGAGUGUGGCCGAGGUGCUGCUCGGCUACGAGAUUCGUGGCCUGGCUGCCCUUCCAAUGCCCUUUAAUUUCCCCCCCAUUGCGGGGGCCAUGAUGUGGCUGGAGCAGCACAUCAACUGCUGCAAUGAGCUGGGGGCCAAGGAGCUGAAUCAGCUCAUAGAGAAAUUGCUGUUGGAGAAAUCAGAGCUGCAGAGGAUGCCGCUCAAGUGGGACUCUCUGCUCUCCCGUCGCAACAUUCUGACCACCAAGCUCAGCAAUCUGCAAAUGAAGAUCUGGACCACUUGGCAGGGGGGCAUCGACAAGCUCAUUCUGAAAGGACUGGAUGAAGCAGUCAUCGCCCAAUCGCUAGAUGACCGACAGCUGCAUCUGAAUUUCUCUGUGGCUCUGUUUACCCUCUUGAAGGAGACAAAGUAUUUGUCGGCCCUGCAGGCCACUGGUUGCCUGUCCGGCGAUCUCUUUCAGCUGCCGAAGGAGCUGCUGUCGCUGUACGCCCAGCGGGAUGCCUAUUGGGAGCGACGCAUCCGCCUCAUAAAGAUCGGGGAGUUCUACAAUGGGAUCCGGACGGGAGAGUGUGCCGCCGCCGAGCUGCAGCUGAUACGCAACGAGCUGGCGGCCAUCGAUGAGCAGGUGGCAGUGGCCUGCGACCAGUUGACUUGGCGCUGCUACGAUGAGCCGCUUAUAGCCAGCAUUUUUGAGCAGAGUCGUGACCUGUUCGCCCGUCUCCAGCAAUCGCAUGACAAUCUGGAUGCCAUCCUGGCCAGCAUGCGGCGCUGGAGUCGAGAGCCGCUGCAUCAGCGAAGUCUCUAUGGCAGAAAUCUGCUGGAUUUACGCCACCAGCAGGAGCGUGUGCGUCUGCGGCUGCUGCAAUGCGAUGAGACCAAAAUGUUGCUCAAUCGCCUCUUGAUAGCCAACUUUUGUUUGUUUUUCAACUACGAAUCGCAAGAGUUUCAGCUGUACUCAAGAGAUCUGAGUGUCCAGGAGUUUGUUAGGGAAUUCCCCGAAGAGCAGCGACGGCAGUAUAACAAAUAUUUGGCCAGCGUUGAUCAGUUGAUUGUCCGCGAAGUGCGACAGGCCAUGAGAAUCAGUUUAGAGUAUUUGUACAAAGAAAUGACAGCAACAGCAACAGCGAGGACUCCUCCGUUGUCUGUGGCGGAGCCAGGGGCCACUUCAGCGACUCCAACUCCGUCUCCGACUGCGACUUGCACAGCGAGUGUGGCAAGGUUAGUUCUACAGCAAAUCACAGUGCCACAAGCGACAGCAACCGCAACAACCGCUACAACAACAGCAAUAGCAACAACAACAGCAACGACAACAACAGUCAACGAUGCUCCACUCUUCGAGGUGAAAUUGGAACUGACGGAAACGGAAAUACGCUUUUCGCCAGCCUUUAAUGCAAGUGUGGAAAAUAAUUUUCAACAAAUUGUCGAGCAGCUGUUGCUCGAUAUAAAACAGACAUGCGACUGCAUGCCAAGAAUUGUGCCUGACAAUGCCCUGUCAGAGGAUGAUGAAGAUGAUAACGAUGAGAAUGAUGAUGAUGAUCCGAAGACAAUGGAGGAGGUCGAGGAGAAGGACAAGCACCAGACCGUGCAGUUUAACCUGCUGCAGGCAGCCAAGGCUUAUAGCCAAAAAAUGGAAUGCCGCUUGGAUGACUUGGAGAUGCUGGAAAAAGCCAUACGCGAUGCUCUGGAUGAUACGGUUCGAGCCGCAUUGACUUAUGCUGCCAAAUUCAACGCCUAUGCAUUCCUCUGGACCCAGCAGAGCGGCGAUGUGUUGGCUGCGUGCAUGGUGGCGGCCAAAGAGCAGACACAGCAUGUCAGCGGCGGCGGCUAUGCCAUCAUGGAGACAUUCAAAAAAGAGAUCGAGCAGUACAGCGAGGUGCACGAGGCGAUUGACCAGAUGGAGAAUCGGGAGUGCAUCAAUGGCUGGCUGGCCCUGGAUCUGAAGCCCCUCAAGUACGGUCUGCUGAAUCUGGCCUGCAAGUGGUCGCAUCUCUGCAAGCAGUGGCUCCUCCGCUAUGUCCAGGGCACCCUCAAGGAGCUGAAUGCCUUCAUUGCGCGCGGCCAUGAGACGUUGCAGCUGCAUAUUGCACGCCAGGACUUUAAGGCGCUGCUUCGUGUUCUGGCCAUCAUGGCGGAGAUACGUCAGCGCGAGCCGUACGCGGAUACUGUUUUCAAGCCGCUGAAGGACAUCAUGGCCCUGCUCAAGACCUACAAUGUGGAGUACGAAUCACAGCUGCUGCGCAGCAUCGAACAACUGCCGCAGCAGUGGCAACAGCUGAAGCAGUGCAGCAGCGUCAAGCAGGAGGCGCUGCAGGACACACGCUUCCACCAGCAGCAAAGAGUCGCCUCGCUCAUUGGCCUGCACACGUGCCACUUGCAGCACUAUGCCAGGCAGUUCCAACGCAUGCCGUUCUUUCGAGUGCCCUGUCCGCAGGUGUACGAUGCCUGCGACGAGGUCUACGUGCGUCUCCAUCGCUUCGGCAGACAGCAGCGUCUCUACACGCGUUGGGCGCGACUCCUCGACAUUGCGGCACCCGAUACGACCACCCUGCAGCUAUGCGAAGUGGAACUCAGGCGAGUAAAGCAAUUGUGGGACUUUGUUCGUGUCAUCGAGUCGUGCAUUGUUGAUUGGCAUGCGACACCUUGGCUGCUCAUCGACACGGACGAUAUGGAGCACGAGUGCAAGAAAUUCACGCGCGAUUUGCGCACCCUCGACAAAUGUAUACGCGACUGGGCGCCCUAUGUCUACAUUGUGGGUGUCCUCCGGGAGCUGGUGGCCUCCCUGCGGGCCAUUACCGAACUGCAGAAUCCAGCAAUUACGGAACGCCAUUGGCUGGAGCUGAUGCAACUGACAAAGCUCUCGUACAAAUGCAACAAGUCGACGAGCCUCGCCCAGCUGCUGAGGCUGCAGCUGCAGCAUCAUGAGGAGGACAUCAAGAACACCGUGGAUCGCGCCAUCAAGGAGCUGACCGUGACCAAGGUGCUCGACGAAAUCAAGGCCACGUGGGCGCAUCUGGAAUUCGAGCUGGAGCCACACCAGACACGUCCCAGCAUACAGCUGCUCAAGGUGUCGGAGGAGCUCAUCGAGACGCUGGACGACAACCAGAUGCAGCUGCAGAAUAUUUCCACAUCGAAGCACAUCGAGUACCUGCUCGACAAACUCGGCCACUGGCAGCGUGUCCUCAGUGGCAUCGACACCCUGAUUGUCAACUGGCUGGAGGUGCAGCGCAAGUGGAUUUACCUCGAGUGCAUCUUCAUCGGCUCGGCGGACAUCAGAGCCCAACUGCCGGCAGAUGCGGCCAACUUUGAGCGCAUUGAUGCCGACUUCACGGUGCUGCUGGCACGCGUCAGUGGAGUGCGGGUCGUUAUGCAGGUGGUGCUGCGGCACGAGGACGUCCUGCCCCAGUUGCUGCAACUGCAGCAGCGUCUGGCCAUCUGCGAGAAGGCGUUGAACGAUUAUCUGGAGACCAAGCGGCUGGCCUUCCCCCGCUUCUACUUCAUCUCGGCCGCCGACCUGCUGGACAUACUCUCCAACGGCAACAAUCCGCAGGUCAUCGAUCGCCACCUCAUCAAGCUAUUCGACUCGAUUCUGAGGCUCCAAUACGAGACCAACACCACCCAUGCCGUGGGCAUGCACUCGAAGGAGAACGAUGAGUACGUGCCCUUUGUGGCGGAGCAGGAUCAGCCCGCCUUCAUCGUCUGCAGUGGCCGUGUGGAGCUCUGGCUGCGCGCCAUCAUCCAGCAAAUGCGGAGCACCCUCCACGAGCUCUUCCGCAGAGCUCUGCGCGCCUUUGGGGAGAAGCCGCGCGAGCUCUGGCUCUACGAUUGGCCAGCCCAAGUGGCCCUCUGCUGCAGCCAGAUCAGCUGGACGGCGGAUGUGAAUCGAUCGUUCAGCUGCAUGGAGGAGGGCUACGAGGGCGUCAUGAAGGAGCUCCACAAGCGACAGAUGGCCCAAUUAAAUGCGCUGAUCAAUUUGCUGCUGGGAGAACUGUCGCCGGGCGAUCGCCAGAAGAUCAUGACCAUCUGCACCAUUGAUGUGCACUCGCGGGAUGUUGUGGGCAAGAUCAUAUCCUCCAAGGUCGACAACUCCCUGGCCUUCCAGUGGCAGAGCCAGCUGCGCCAUCGCUGGGACGACGACCAGGCGGGCAGCUCCAGCGGCGGGGCAGGCACCGCCAUCAGUGCGGGCGGCGGCGACGAGGAUUGCUUUGCCAACAUUUGCGAUGCAGAGUUCCGAUACGCCUACGAAUACCUCGGUAACACAUCGCGACUGGUCAUCACACCGCUCACAGAUCGCUGCUACAUCACCCUGACGCAGUCCUUGCGACUGCGACUGGCGGGUGCAACCGCUGGACCUGCCGGCACCGGGAAAACGGAAACGACCAAGGACCUGGGACGCGCGCUGGGCGUAAUGGUUUAUGUCUUCAACUGCUCGGAGCAAAUGGACUACAAAUCUUGUGGCAACAUUUACAAAGGGCUGGCCCAGACCGGUGCCUGGGGCUGCUUUGACGAGUUCAAUCGCAUCUGCGUGGAGGUGCUGUCCGUGGUGGCCGUUCAGGUGAAGACCAUACAGGACGCGAUAAAGAUGCAUAAAACCCAAUUUAUCUUUAUGGGCGAGCGCAUUUCGCUGGAGCCGUCGGUCGGAAUUUUUAUCACCAUGAAUCCGGGCUAUGCCGGCCGCACGGAGCUGCCGGAGAACCUGAAAACAUUGUUUCGCCCUUGCGCCAUGAUUGUGCCGGACUUUGCUUUGAUUUGUGAGAUUAUGUUAAUGGCCGAGGGCUUCCAGGAUGCCCGUCUCCUGGCACGCAAAUUUAUCACCCUCUACACGCUGUGCAAGGAGCUGCUGUCCAAGCAGGAUCACUACGAUUGGGGUCUGCGCGCCAUCAAGUCGGUGCUCGUGGUGGCCGGCACACUCAAGCGCGAUGACCACAGCCGGCCCGAGGAUCAGGUGCUGAUGCGGGCGCUGCGUGACUUCAACAUACCCAAGAUUGUGACGGAGGAUGUGCCCAUAUUUAUGGGCCUGAUUGGCGACCUCUUUCCUGCCCUGGACGUGCCACGGAAACGGGUCUUUGAGUUUGAGAAAACCAUACGGCGGGCGGUGAACGAAAUCAAGCUCCAGCCGGAGGAGGGAUUCCUCAUGAAGGUGGUGCAGCUGCAAGAGCUCCUGGACGUACGCCACUCGGUUUUCAUUGUGGGCAAUGCGGGCACGGGCAAGACCAAAAUAUGGCAGACCCUUCGCGAGACCUAUCGCAUUCAGAAACUGAAGCCCGUUUGCCAUGUGCUCAAUCCCAAGGCUCUGUCGAAUGAUGAGCUGUUCGGGAUUGUCAAUCCCACGACGCGCGAGUGGAAGGAUGGCCUGUUCUCUUCGAUAAUGAGGGAGCAGGCCAAUAUGCCGCCAGGAAACCCAAAAUGGAUCGUUCUGGACGGGGACAUUGAUCCCAUGUGGAUCGAGAGCCUCAACACACUGAUGGACGACAACAAGAUCCUGACGCUCGCGAGCAACGAGAGGAUUUCCCUGAAGCGCGAGAUGCGCCUUCUCUUCGAAGUGGGACACCUCAAGGCAGCCACUCCUGCCACAGUCUCCCGUGCGGGUAUUUUGUACAUCAACCCCCAGGAUCUGGGCUGGUCGCCCUAUGUUUCGUCCUGGCUGGAGACGCGAGUGGAUAUGAUUGAGCGUGGUAUCCUCACGACGCUGUUUGAAAAGUACUUUCCCUGUCUCAUGCAGCGGCAUCGUGACUUCCGUCGCAUUACACCCAUCACGGAUAUGGCCAUGAUUCAAAUGACCUGCCAUCUGCUGGAGUGUCUGCUGGACACCGAUGACAGAGGUGGAGCAGGGAAUGGGGCCACUACUGCCGUCAAUCCUCACAGUCUGCACCAUGGCGAGAUCUCGCACGAGUCCGCUGAGAUGGCCCUGGAGACGAUAUUUGUGUAUGCCACCGUCUGGAGCUUUGGAUCGGCCCUGCUGCAGGACAUUAUCAUCGACUGGCAUCGGGAGUUCCACAAGUGGUGGACGGGGGAAUUUAAGGAUGUGAAGUUGCCCAAUCAGGGCACUGUGUUCGACUAUCAAUUGAAUGUGCAAACGCUAAAAUUCCAGGCAUGGUCCGAGCUGGCCGCCCAUGACCAGCAGCAGCUGGAUGGUCAAAUCGAUGCCGAGAUGCCAUUGCAGAACGUGCUCAUUUCAACUGCAGAGACCACACGCCUGGCCUACUUCCUCAAGCUGCUCAUCGACCGCAAUCUGGCCUGCAUGCUGGUUGGCAGCUCCGGCUGCGGCAAGGGCGCCAUCUUCCGUGAGCUCUUCAGCAAAUAUGCCAGUGACCAGGAGCUUCUUGAAAUCGCAGUGACUGCUGUCACAGACAGUCAUCAGCAGCAGCAACAGCAUCAGCAUCAGCAUCUGUCCAAUCCCCCAUUAGGCGCAGGCGGUGGAGGAGCCUCAACUGGAGGGAACGUACGCCGGACGACAUCCUCCUCGACACCGCUGCUGACCACAGUGCAGGCGACGCACUUCAACUUCUACACCACAUCGGAGAUAUUCCAGAAAAUGCUCGACCGUCCGCUAGAAAAGAAGUCUGGCCGCUGUUAUGCCCCCAGUGGACCCAAGCGACGGCUUGUCUACUUUGUCAAUGACCUGAACAUGCCGGAGGUGGAUGAAUACGGCACCGUGCAACCGCACACAAUUAUGCGACAGUUCAUGGACUACAGGCAAUGGUACGAUCGCCAGAGGCUGCAGUUGAAGGAUAUUCGACACUGCCAGUUUGCGGCCUGCAUGAAUCCGACGGCUGGCUCCUUCACCAUUGACCCACGCCUGCAGCGCCAUUUCUGUGUGUUCUCCGUGUCGCAACCGACCGAGGACAUGCUGCAGUACAUCUACUGGAGCAUUCUCAACGGUCACCUCGAGAGUCCGACGCAGGGCUUCAGCAAAGAAAUACGCACGAUUGGCAGUCUCCUGGUGCGUGUGGGCAUUGCCCUCCACCGACGCGUGGAGUACGCCUUCCUGCCGACGGCCGUCAAGUUCCAUUACCUUUUCAAUUUGCGCGACCUCACGGGCAUCUACCAGGGUCUGAUGAACAGUGUGGGUGCGCCGGCCUCGGCGGGCGGUGGGCCCACAGCAAACGUGUAUGGCGGCACCGUCUGCAGCAGGCCCUCAGAACUGAUCCGGCUCUAUGUGCACGAGGCUUUUCGGGUCUAUCACGAUCGUUUGGUCGAUCCGUAUGACAUCAAGUCAUUCAAGUCUUCGAUUCGGGACAUAUUCAAGAAGGACUUUGAGGACUUUGACGAAGAGUUUGUGUUUGCAGAGCCCCUGAUCUACAGCCAUUUUGCCCAGUCGCUGGUGGACCAGAAGUACAUGCCGCUCAAGAGCUGGGACUCGCUCUAUCAACUGCUGCUGGAGGCCCAGGCCAGCUACAAUGAGGUGGUGGGCUACAUGAAUCUAGUCCUCUUCGAAGAUGCCAUGAUACACGUGUGCCGGAUUAAUCGCAUUCUCGAAAGUCCACGGGGCAAUGCCCUGCUCAUUGGAGUGGGCGGAUCUGGAAAGCAGACCCUCGCUCGCCUGGCUGCCUUCAUCUCGUCGCUGAGUGUCUCCCAGAUUCAAAUCAAGCGCGGCUUUGGACUGCUCGAUAUGAGGGAGGAGAUCGCCAGUCUCUAUAUGAAGGUGGGCCUCAAGAAUCUGGCCUCGGUGUUCCUCAUCUCUGAUGCCCAAAUACCCGACGAGUCCAUACUGAUGCUCAUCAACGAUUUGCUGGCCUCCGGUGAGAUACCAGAGCUCUUCAACGAUGACCAUCUGGAGACCAUCAUCAAUGGCAUACGGAAUGAAGUGAAGCAGAGCGGCACCCUGGACACCAAGGACAACUGUUGGCGAUAUUUUGUUGAGAAGGUUCGACGGCUGCUUAAAGUGGUUCUCUGCUUCUCCCCCGUGGGGCAGACGCUGCGUGUGCGGGCCAGAAAAUUUCCGGCCAUCAUCAGUCGCACGGCCAUCGACUGGUUCCAUGAGUGGCCAAAGAGCGCUUUGGAGUCCGUAUCCCAGAAGUUUCUCAGCGAAAUCAGCAGCAUUUUGGAGCCCGCGCUGGUGCCGCCCAUCGGUUGCUUUAUGGCUUACGUCCAUGGUACCGUGAAUCAGAUAUCGAAAAUUUAUCUACAGAAUGAAAAACGCUACAACUACACGACCCCAAAAACUUUUCUGGAAUACAUUUUCCUCUACCGCAAACUGUUGGUGGACAAAAACGGGGAGUUUGCCGAGCGCAUUGCACGCCUCCAGAGCGGCAUGGCGAAACUGGCGGAGUGUGCCCGUCAGGUGGACACCCUGAAGCAUCAAUUGGCCAUCCAAGAAGUUCAGCUGGCGGGUAAGAAUGCGGCCGCCGACAAGCUGAUUGUCAUCGUCAGUGCCGAGAGCGAGAAGGUGAAGCGGGAGCGUUACAUAGCCUCGGAGGAGGAGAAGCGGGUCCGCAUCAUCGAAGAGGAUGUCUCCAUCAAGACCAAGAUGUGCGAGGAGGAUCUGCGGCAGGCGGAACCGGCCCUGGUGGCCGCCCAGGCAGCACUCAAUACCCUCAAUAAGAACAAUCUCACCGAACUGAAGUCCUUCGGCUCCCCGCCCAAGGGUGUGAUCAACGUGUGCGCCGCUGUGAUGGUGCUGCUGGCCACCAAUGGCAAAAUACCCCGCGAUCGCAGCUGGAAGGCGGCCAAGCUGAUGAUGGUGCGGGUGGACCAGUUCCUCAACGAUCUGCUCAACUACAACAAGGACAACAUACACCAGAAUAUCAUAGAAACGCUCCAGGAGUAUCUCAAGGAUCCCGAGUUCAAUCCCGACAAAGUCGUGCAAAAGUCAGUGGCUGCUGCUGGUCUGUGUGCCUGGGUCAUCAAUCUGUAUCGCUAUCACCAGGUCUUCCUGAUAGUCGGCCCCAAGCAGCAGGCCCUGCAGGACUCACACCAGGAGCUACUGGAGGCUCGCGAGCGCCUGCAGUAUCUCAAAUCGAAGAUUAACAACCUGGAGGCCAAGCUCGCGGAAAUUCAGGCCGAGUUCGAGCACGCGGUGGCCGAGAAGCAAAAGUGCCAGCGCGAGGCGGACAAGACCUCAUUCACAAUUGACCUGGCCCAUCGUCUGGUCAACGGACUGGCCAACGAGAAUGUCCGCUGGCGCGAGUCCGUCCAGAGUUUACAAGCCAAGAUUGGAACCCUGCCUGGAGAUAUACUACUAAUUUCCUCGUUCCUGUCGUACGUGGGCUGCUUCACGCGCCGUUACCGCGAGGAGCUGCAGCACAAGAUGUGGCUGCCGAACUUUCGCAAAAUCGAUCCGCAGAUACCCCACACCGAGGGCGUCGACACUUUGGCCCUGUUCUCGGACGAUGCCCAGAUAGCAACCUGGAACAAUGAGGGUCUGCCCAUGGAUCGAAUGUCCACGGAGAACGCCACCAUCUUGCAGUACACGACGCGAUGGCCGCUAAUGAUUGAUCCACAGCUACAAGGCAUCAAGUGGAUCAAGAACCGCUUUGGAGCAUCUUUGGUUGUGCUGCGCCUGCGGCAGCGUGGCUUUCUGGAGGCCCUGGAGAAGUGCAUCUCGCAGGGCGAUACUGUGCUCAUUGAACAAAUCGAAGAGUCAAUGGACACUGUGCUGGAGCCCUUGCUGAGCCGGGCGCUGAUCAAAAAGGGUCGAUAUCUGCGGAUUGGCGACAAGGAAAUCGAGUUUAAUGCAAAUUUCCGGCUCAUACUCCACACGAAGAUGGCCAAUCCGCACUACAAGCCGGAAAUGCAGGCCCAGACGACCCUGAUUAACUUUACGGUGACGCCGGAUGGCCUCGAGGAGCAGCUGCUCGCGGAAGUGGUCAAGAUUGAGCGGCCGGACUUGGAGCAAAUGAAAACGGAGGUAACCGUCCAACAGAACAAGUUCAAAAUCUCCCUAAAAGCCCUCGAGGAUGAGCUCCUGGCCAGACUCGCCUCAGCCGGCGAGAAUGUGCUCGAUGACCAUGCCUUGGUACUGAAUCUGGAGAACACCAAGCGCACCGUGGAUGAAAUCGAGGCCAAGGUGCGGGAGGCUCGUCUCACGACCCUGCAGAUCGACGACACGCGGAACAUCUAUCGUUCGGCGGCCAAGCGGGCGGCAAUCCUGUACUUUGUCCUCACCGACCUCAACCGCAUCAAUCCCAUCUACAAGUUCUCGCUGAAGUCCUUCAUGCACGUCUUCCGGCAGGCCAUCGCCCUGGCGCCCGACUGCAAGAACUACGAGAAGCGAGUGCUGCACCUGGUCGACUCUAUCACCCUCCAGACCUACCGCUACACGCUGAGGGGUCUCUUCGAGGCGGACAAGCUGACCUUCACCUCGCACAUGACGCUGCGCAUCCUGAUUGCCGCCGAUCAGGUCUCCAAGGAUGAGACGGACUUCCUGCUGCGAUACCCCCACGAUCCGAGCACACUGUCGCCGCUGGACUUUGUCGGGCGCAGUGCCUGGGGCGGUAUUAAGUCGCUGACCCUCAUCGAGCACUUCUACGGCAUCGACAAGGACAUGGAGAACUACACGAAGCGCUGGCGCAAGUUCAUGGGCAGCGAUACCCCCGAGCGGGAGCAGUUCCCGGGCGAGUGGAAGCACCGGACGCCGCUCCAGAAGCUGUGCAUUGUCCGAGCCCUGCGGCCCGAUCGCAUGACCUAUGCCAUGUGCCAGUUCGUUGAGCAGACCAUGGGACGAUCGUAUGCGGAGGUCCAGACACCGCCGUUCAAUGCCAUCUUCAAGGACCUGAAUGCGGCGACACCAGCCUUCUUUAUACUCUCACCCGGUGUCGAUCCCAUCCGGGAUGUGGAGUGGUUUGGCCAGAAGCAGGGCUUCCACGCAGAAGCCGAGACGCUGAUUAACAUUUCGCUGGGCCAGGGCCAGGAACUGCUGGCCGAACAGGCCAUACACCAGGCUCUGGCCUCCGGUCAGCAGUGGGUCAUCCUGCAGAACAUUCAUCUGGUGGUCAACUGGCUGCCGACGCUGGAAAAACUCAUCGAGCGCAUUGUCCUGCAGUCCGAGACCCAGGGGGAGUCCAAUUUCCGUCUCUUCAUCAGCGCUGAGCCGGCCCCGGAUCCGCAGUACCACAUCAUACCGCAGGGCAUCUUGGAAUCGUCGCUGAAGGUGGUCAAUGAGCCGCCAGCUGGGAUGGCCGCCAACCUCCACAAGGCCUGGGAUAACUUCUCUCAGGACGCGCUGGAAACCUGCACCCAAGAGGCCGAAUUCAAGUCCAUUCUGUUCGCCCUCUGCUACUUCCAUGCAGUGGCCGGGGAAAGGCGAAAGUUCGGGCCCCAGGGCUGGAACAAGAUCUAUCCGUUCAACAUCGGGGACCUCAUGAUCUCGUCGAAUGUGCUGCAUAACUAUCUGGAGGGUAGCAAUCGCAUACCGUGGGAGGAUCUGCGCUACCUUUUCGGCGAGAUCAUGUACGGGGGCCACAUCACCGACGACUGGGACAGGCGCCUCUGUCAAACGUACUUGGAGGAGCUUCUGCAACAGGAUCUCAUCGAUGGCGACUUUGAGCUGUGCCCGGGAUUCCCAGCUCCGCCCAAUCUCGAUUUCGAGGGCUAUCACUCCUACAUCAAUGAAAUGCUACCAGAUGAGUCCCCCCUGCUGUACGGACUUCACCCAAAUGCGGAGAUUGGUUUCCUUACCACCGCCUCUGAGCAGCUGCUGCGCACCAUCUUCGAGCUACAGCCCAGAGAAUCGGAGCUGAGCUCCCACUGUGGUGCCCCCAGGGAGGAGCUCGUGAAGAUCAUGAUCGAUGACUUUCUGGACAAGCUGCAGGACGAGUUCAAUCUGCAGGCGCUGCUCAAUCGGGUGGAGCGCAAGACCCCCUUCGUGGUCGUGGCCCUUCAGGAAUGUGAGCGCAUGAAUGCCCUCAUUCGCGAGAUCAAGCGAUCUCUCCGCGAACUGAUGCUGGGCCUCAAGGGAGAGCUGACCAUCACUCAGGAAAUGGAGCGGCUGGAUCACGCAAUCUUCUAUGACCAUGUGCCUGGGGCUUGGGCCCUGCUGGCCUAUCCCAGCAUGCUGGGCCUCCAGGGCUGGUACGCGGAUCUACUGCAUCGCAUCAAGGAGCUGGCCGGCUGGCUGAACGACUUCAAGCUUCCAUGCGCCAUCUGGCUGGGUGGAUUGUUCAAUCCACAGAGCUUCCUCACGGCCAUUAUGCAGGAGAGUGCCAGGAAGCACGAUCUGCCACUGGACCGCAUGCUGAUCAGCUGCGAUGUCACCAAGAAGCAAAAGGAUGAUGUCACCCUUCCACCUAUGGAGGGUGCCUUUGUCCAUGACCUGUAUAUGGAUGGGGCCAGCUGGGAUUGUCAGCUCAACUCUAUUGUGGCCCUGCAUCCCAAGGAGAUGCUCUGCGCCAUGCCUGUCAUCUACAUCAAGUCCAUUGUCCAGGAGAAACAAGAGCUGCAGCGUGUCUACGAGUGCCCCCUAUACAAGACCAGGUCGCGUGGCAACACUUAUGUCUGGACAUUCAACCUCAAGACCCGCGAGCGUCCAUCGAAAUGGAUAUUGGGGGGAGUGGCACUCUUAUUGCAGCCAUAAAAGCGAGCCGCGCACUUCACUCGUCCAUCCGUAUCUACGCGUAGCAUUUCGUAUCUACUAACCAAAGUUCAGGCAUCGCUCGCGCACACACCAGACGUUUCCACUCGAAAUGACGAAUCAAUUAGUAGAUAAUUAUUUAUUAACUUUUAGCGCCUCCCCACUCCAUCCGCGGGUCGUGUCUCGUCUCGCGCAACGCACGUGAAGUUCGCGUAAAUAUGACGAAACCAACAAUAUAUGUAUCUUAUCUGACAUUAGUGGAACGAUGUAUUGCGAAUAGUUGAAUGUUGCUAGGGUAAAUUCCUCGUAAUUCCAAUGAGGCAACCUGUUGUUAAUACAUUUUGCUCUGCACAGUUAUUGGGAAGUUCUAUAUCAAUCCCCAAUAAUACAAAUGAAUAAAGUGCCGCCUAUGGUUUUUAUAUUAUAUCUAGGGGAAACUACUAGGGUAAUGCCCCUCAGUACACUCAGAGACAAAUGGUAGACUAAAAAGAACAUACAUACACGCAUAUUUAAAAGAAAUUAUUAUUAAUUUUAAACACGAACAUUUCAGUUAAAUGUAUUCAAAAUUCAUAUUUAAUCGAAAUAUACAAAACUUUAA
Messenger RNA from Drosophila miranda, 14781 nucleotides. Its product is annotated as dynein beta chain, ciliary. Gene Ontology annotation, biological process: microtubule-based movement. Gene Ontology annotation, cellular component: dynein complex. Gene Ontology annotation, molecular function: minus-end-directed microtubule motor activity; dynein light intermediate chain binding; dynein intermediate chain binding. The coding region runs from base 6 to 14186 and encodes 4726 amino acids. Lineage: Eukaryota; Metazoa; Arthropoda; Insecta; Diptera; Drosophilidae. The transcript has 29 exons. The record is from RefSeq and is a predicted model, not a curated record.